AUGGCAGCGAAGGUGUUUCUUCUAUUUUUUUCAGCGCGAACAAAUACGUGUGUUGAUACGUUAACACUUGGUAUGCGGAAUAAUGCGACAAUAGGUGGUUUAGGAUACAAACAUCGAUCAGGUCAUGUAUGUGCUGGAACCACUGGUUCCUGCGAUGUAUUCGAGAAAUGUCGAGCAGUUGAUGCUGAUGGACCAUUAACACGACUGAAAAAUACGUUAUUAAACGAAGAAAAUAUUAGAACAUUCACACAAUCAGUUAAAGUAAGAAAAACUGGUUGUUUAUUUGAAAUAACACAUAUAAAAAGAAGUCUCACGUAUUGACAUUCUUUGACUUUUUUACGUUUUUCCUAAAACUAAACACGUUUAAUAUAAUUGGAAACAUUUUUGUAAAAUCGUUUUACAUAAAAAGUGACCUUUCAAUACUUCACGGUAUCAUUAACAGGCUAAUAUGACUGAAGAAUUUAGAAGAGAGAUGAUUAUCUAUACUAGUUGAAACAGGGAAGAACGAAAGCAUUAGAAAAACUUAAAAUAGAAAAAUAUCUGGUAUAGAAUUGAGUGACUGUUUUCGUUCUCUCCUAUUUCAAUUAGUAUAGACAAUCAUCUCUCCUCUAAGUCAACAGUCAUAUCAGCCUGAUGAUCACAUUGAAGUAUCGAAAGCUCGCUUUUUAUGUAAAAUGAUUUUAUAAAAAUGUUUUUCAAUUAUAUAAGAAGUCUUACAUAUGAAGAAAGAACUAACGUGCGUAGAUUUAGUUUAGAAUAUGUAUCGUGUUAAAUGCCUAUAUUAACAGAAAGUCCAUUUCCUUUCUUAGUGGACUUGUUUCACAGACUUUAUGUCCACUUACUUGUUGUAACAUAAUUUGUAAUUAUUUUAGGAAUAUUGGUGGGCAUUUUCUCUUGGUUUAUUAGGUG
Messenger RNA from Didymodactylos carnosus, 909 nucleotides. Lineage: Eukaryota; Metazoa; Rotifera; Eurotatoria; Philodinida; Philodinidae. The record is from the annotation of a GenBank genome assembly.